UGCCGCGCGGAGGUCGUGUGGUUUACGACACGGCGCCAAACAAAUCGCGAUCCCUAAAAUUUUUACAAAAUUCAAAUUGUACAACUUGUUCUCAGUGAAUUUGGACUUUUAAAUAGUUUUUAUAGUUCAUAUUGAGAUCUACCUACUUAGUGCCAAUUUUUAUUUCAUCUGAAGUUGUGAUCUUAAAGACGAAACAAUGUCGGCGAACGUCAUUUUGGGGUGCGUUAUGGCGCUGGUUAUCAUACUCUUCACAAUUAGCUCUAUGGCCAGAUAUUACAUUAAGUUCACAUUAUUCAUCGUAAUGGCGUUAAUAUUCGCCACAGCACCAGUGCCACUUAUGUUGAUCAAACCAUUCGACCCGAGAAACGCAUUAAUACCAGCAUUCUUCCUUAGAUGCUUUGCGAGGUUAUUGGGUCUACGAUGGAAGGUCAGAGGGCUAGAGAACGUGGACAAUAGUAGGGGAGCGGUUGUUCUACUAAAUCAUCAGAGCAGCUUGGAUCUUUACGCGUUAGCAAUAAUAUGGCCGCUCAUGUCUCGGUGUACGGUGGUCUCGAAGCGGUCGCUGCAGUACCUCGUACCGUUUGGCACUGCGACUUGGCUGUGGGGCACCGUUUUCAUAGACCGGGGAGCUAAAAGUGCACGCGAUGCCCUCAACAAGCAAGUCGACGCUAUCAAGGACCAAAAGAGAAAACUACUACUGUUUCCUGAGGGUACGAGGCACUGUGGUGACAGACUGUUGCCGUUCCGCAAGGGGGCAUUCCACGUGGCUAUGGACGCGGGCGCGCCCAUCCAACCCGUUGUUAUUUCGAAGUACCAUUACCUCGACGGGAAGCGACACAAAUUCGGCUCAGGCGAGUUCAUCGUGUCCUUCCUGCCAACGAUUGAAACUGAAGGUUUGACGAAAGACGACAUCCCGACCUUAGUAGAGAAGACACAACUCAGCAUGCAGGAAGAGUUCACAAAGAUCUCGAUGGAAACGUUAGAGCGACGCAACCGACUCAAGGCUGAUUAGAUGAGGUAAUUACAAAAUGUCAUAUCGUCGUGUAAAAAGAGCUGUG
Messenger RNA from Spodoptera exigua (beet armyworm), 1058 nucleotides. The record is from the annotation of a GenBank genome assembly. Lineage: Eukaryota; Metazoa; Arthropoda; Insecta; Lepidoptera; Noctuidae.